Chironomus riparius is the source of this 1280-nucleotide messenger RNA. The record is from the annotation of a GenBank genome assembly. NCBI's taxonomy places the organism in Eukaryota, Metazoa, Arthropoda, Insecta, Diptera, Chironomidae.
CUUCGCCAUCACAAAAACUUUCUAAGAACUGUAAAAUUAUUAAAUAAAAAUCUAGUAAAAUGGGCAGUGAAGUUUUCAUGGUUCAAGCUCCUUUAACAAAUAAUGGUACUAUAAUUUAUGGACGUAAUAGUUUAAGCUUUUGCUGUAAGGAAAUUUCAUAUUUUUCGGCGAAUGAAAAUGGAACGACUAAGUUCUCAACUGUCGAAGUAACAUCGACUGGACCAACUUUUGCAUACAUUCUAAAUGGAACUUGCGGAUCCAAUGAAAAAAAUGUCUCAAUUUCUACACUUUUUGCUGAUAAAAAGCCUGAAAAAGGACUCUCAGCACUUGAUCUCACUAAGCUGGUACUCGAACGAGCCGAAAAUGCAGACGGUGCUCUAGAUGUUGUAACAAAAUUGAUCGAAGACUAUAAUGAAGAGGUGUCUGUAGCACAAUAUAGCUUCUUCAUUUGUGAUAUGAAUACUGCGUAUGUCCUAGAUAUAUUUGGAAACUUGUGGGCAGCAGAAAAAAUUACGGAAGCUUUUCGUGCAUUUAGCAAUGGAUUUGGAGUUACGACAAAAAUCGAUAAGAAAUCUGAAAAUUUAGGAGAUAAGCUAAAGGAUCUUGGAUUAUAUGAUGGCAGUGGAGAACUUAAUUUUAGUCAUGCUGUUUCAAUGACUGCUUCUGAAUCGAAGUGGCCAUGUGAGGAGCCAACGAGUGGAUUUAAUGCACAACAAAUGUUUGAGGUACUUAGAUGCUCAGCAGAAAAGUCAUCUCAGGAUAUUGCAUCAAGUUUCGUGGGUGUCUUGAAAGAGCCAAUUUCUGUACAUUGGUUUACUGGAACUGAAAAUCCACGAGAAUCAGUCUUUAAACCAUUUAUAUUCACAUCCGAUGUUCGCAUUUCUCCUUUGACAACUAUAAAGAGCGAGGAAGACGAACCAUUGUUACGACAAUUGCAUUCAAAUCGUAAGUGGGACCAAGUUGGUGAUUUAUUGAAAACUCUAGAAAAGUCAUGCGUAGAUGAGGUUGAUGGCUUUGCAGACAAUGUCCCAACUCCAGAAUUGGAUGAAUUAUUAAAGGAUUGCGUUGAGGCUGAAGUGAAAUUUUAUCGCUAAGCUAAAUACAUGCAUUUCCUCCAACAUUUGUAGCAUUUUAAGCAGCAAAGCAUUUCCAAAACUAGCAAUGCUACGAAAAUAAUGACUGUGCAUUUGAAUACAUUAUUAUAUAUCGCGACCAUUACCAUUGAUAAUUUAUUGCUUAUGAGAUUAUUCUACUUUUUAUACAUCCACAACAUGAUCCCC